UCAACGAGGCAAGUUUGUGGUGGCUCUGUUCUUACCAAAAUUAAAAUGUCAUUGUCUGUCAAAGAUAUAAGCGAGACGGAGACUGAUGUCUACUUCGAGGGAAAUGAAAAGUCUACGUCUAGUAGAGCGAUUCCAGUUUGUGUUACUAAGUCGCGUGCAUCUUCAGAGUCUAAAGCCGUUCUGCUAACACACGGAGCAGGAGGAGACAUGAACAUGCCGCACCUGACAGCUGUCGCCAAAGCUGUUGCGAAUGCCGGGUUUCUGUGUGUUCGAUUUACUUGCAAGCCGCCCGCUAUGCAGCAUCGUCUGAAGGCAUACCGGACUGUGCUGAAUUGGACUCGAAGUUGCUAUCCUCAAUUGAAAUAUGUCAUUGUUGCUGGUCGAUCAAUGGGUGCUCGAGUUGCUGCUGCUUUGGCGUGUGAACCAGAUAUGUCAGAUUUUAUUUCUGGGUGUAUUUUCUUGUCCUAUCCACUCUACUGUCCUUCCAAACCCUUAGCGCUUCGAAAAGAGCAUUUGUUACCUUUGGCUGUACCAUCACUAUUUCUAAGUGGAGACUCUGAUGAGAUGUGUGAUAAGAAGGUACUCACAGAGGUAGCAGCUAAGAUGGCAACGCAGCCAGCUAUUUACUGGGUGGCCGGAGCCAAUCAUGGAAUGUCUGUGAAAGGUCGUAAAAGGAUUGACAUUGAAGAGGAAAUGUGUGGGUGUGUAGUGAAAUGGGUUACUAAGGAGUUUAGGAGAUUAUCCAAGAGGUCUGUUGAGGAAUCAAGGGAUUCUGUUGGUGCUGCACCAAGUGUGGAGAACUCACCAAUCAAACUUGCAUUCGAACGAGCAAGGAAAUGUAAGAAGCAUCCAAGGCAGAAGUCAAGUGAAGAGGCAAGCAAGAAGCACAGAAACACGUGAUUGGAUCUUGCUUGUAUGGUAGUGUAGCUCAAGCAUCGAUGAAGCUCUGAAGGUCGAGUGCACCAACACUUCAUGUAGUCGUGCAUAUAUGUUAGGCUAUAAUGUAUGAUAUUAGGUUCUAAUUAGAAGCAAUUAAUAAGUACAGAAAAAAUUUACUAAGCUACUGCGACAAACUCUGACUUCUUGUAGUUAUGUUAAUUAACAAAUUAGAAUUUUAUUGCAAUAGGGAGUCUGGUCAAGAGGGAAAAAGGAAUUGUUUCUUGUACAGUAGUAGGCUAAAACAUAUAUCUAUUGUUCCAGUUCAUACAUCAGAGUUAGUAUGUUUUGAACACAUCCAAGCAAUAGUACAGAAAUGCACCCCGGAUGUUGACUUCAUGACUGAACUAUCAGUUCCAAAUGUAAAGUGUUGCGGCCUAUAGUAACGCACGUUAGUAGGUGUGAUCAAAGUAAUUGUAGCUACCAAUAAAAUUAACCAAACACAGAAAACUAAGUAGAUACUCGACAACAGACAUGAUGCAUGGAUCUCAGUUAGGCAUUGGACAUACUCGCCUGCAUUCACAACCGCCGGAGCAUACCAACUCUUCAACUCCAGAAUUUUUUGGAAAACUUUUGCUUUCCUUUACAAAACAUGGAAGUGCCAUAGCGGCUCCAGUGGCCCUGUAUUUACACAUGUUAGUCUCCCAUAGCCAGACCAGUUUUUCCGCCAAACAGUAGGGAGCUGAGAGGUCUCGUUGCUUGAAACUAUGAACAUACACUAAUGCCAGAGCACUGAGACUUUGGCAUCUAGUCUUUUGUACUAUACUGUACUACAGUCCACUAAUUGAACUUGUGAGAGAAAUCAGAAAUUGAUGGAUGUAAUGAUAAAAAAUCAGUGGCGAAAGAACCGGGUCAGGAGGGGCAAUAUGGGGAUAGGGGCAUCAUCCCUCCAAUACUGGCAACUAUGUAUUUAAUCAGAUUGAGAGAGACAUUGCCAGAGACUUUUUUCACAAAUGAUGAUCAAAGAAUGCUCUAGAAGUAUUGUUGCUUGCAUAGAACUAAAUAAUAUGAAUGCUGUUGCAGUAGACUCGCUUGUCACUUGAUAGACAUUGUCGUCAUUUGUGCAUGCUGCUCUGGCUACUUCUGUCACAGAUUAAUCAAUGACAAAACAACUCUAUUUAGUUACAAUCAAAAUGGUGGCAGUCUGUUACAAAAAUUUUAUCUCCCCCCUAAUCCAAAGGAUCUUUCGCUGCCCCUGGAAAUAGACUACAGUCCUUCAUUUGUGACUUUUAGUGUAUGCCUUACAUAGGCGUAGGAACCGGGGGUCCAGGGGGCCAUGGCCCACCUAAUAUUUACAACUAAUAUAACAAUAUCUAAAA
Messenger RNA from Corticium candelabrum, 2255 nucleotides. Its product is annotated as testis-expressed protein 30-like. NCBI's taxonomy places the organism in Eukaryota, Metazoa, Porifera, Homoscleromorpha, Homosclerophorida, Plakinidae. The transcript has 4 exons. The coding region runs from base 46 to 900 and encodes 284 amino acids. The record is from RefSeq and is a predicted model, not a curated record.